Messenger RNA from Linum trigynum, 450 nucleotides. The record is from the annotation of a GenBank genome assembly. NCBI's taxonomy places the organism in Eukaryota, Viridiplantae, Streptophyta, Magnoliopsida, Malpighiales, Linaceae.
AUGAACUACAAGUUAUUAGUUUUAGAGAAUCAAACUCACAAGAAGGCGAAGAAGAGAGAAAACUACCCUCAUGGGAAUAAUGAAGACAAUGAUACUAAUGGGGAAGAAGGGCACUACAAUGUGAGUAAGAGUGCAGAAACGAAUGAUGCAUCCCAGUUGGAAGAAAAUAGAGAAAGACAGGUUGAUCAGGAGGAAAGCCUUUCGGGGUAUAAGCCAGGUACUAAUCUAGCAGGCAGCAAAAAGUGGAUUCGUCUGGAGAGGGAAAAAGCUGAGAGGACUGAAGGAGCUGAGGAGACAGUGGGCAGUAAGAGAGUGUAUGACGAUGGAGUUAAAGACAUGGAAAUCGACCCUCUUGCCUGUGGUGGAAAAAAGUUUAAACAGGAUUCAAACCUAAUAGCGGAUGGCGAAGUGGCAGUCCUUGCCGAGGAGCAAGGCCGACGAGCCCAAUGA